UUCAGUUCCGGAUGGGACCAUGGUUUCGUUUUUAAGAGCGGAGCACUGCGGCACAACUUCCCCUUAGUUUGCUUUGUGCUGCCCUGCAUGGGAGGUCUCCGAGCCUGGGCUCAGCCCUCUCCCCCAGAAAUUACAUCCUGACUGCUGGGACAAGGUCUAGGAAGAGCUUCUGGAGCGUUACUGAAGGAGAGAAUAUUUACCAGGAGUGAUUAAAGACAAUGAAUCCAGACUUUUUAAAUGCAUUUACACAGCCUUCUACACUUGAUCAAUUCCUAACUGAGGAUGUCCUCGCUAAAGGCGAGAAGAGGAAACUCAUAAAACCGACCUCAAGCAGCAACCCCAAACUGGAAGAAUUGAAACUGUUCUUGACUGAUUGGAUCAACAGAACUCUGAAACAGGAGCACAUAGUAGUUAAAAGUCUGGAGGAAGAUCUGUAUGAUGGGCUGGUACUUCAUCAUCUCCUGGAAAACUUAGGCUCUCUCAAGCUGGAUGUUGAGAAGAUUGCAUUGACAGAAAAAAAACAGCGACAGAAACUCUCUGUGAUUCUGGAAGUUGUGGCCAAGUGUUUGCAACUGGAAGAAAGUCAGCUGAAAUGGAGUGUGGAAUCUAUCUUGGCAAAGGACUUACUGAGCACACUGCAUCUUCUGGUUGCAAUAGCAAAGCACUUUGAGCCCACCCUGGCUCUGCCUCCAAAUGUUCAAGUGGAGACAAUCACCAUCGAGACCACCUCCAGAGGAUUAAAGACAUCAAAUGCGGUGGAAUAUAUCACAGAAAACAAAGAGAAUAUAGGAGCACAGUCAAAUGAUGCCUUUGAUGAAUUAUUUAACUGUGCUCCAGAUAAACUGGAUGCUGUAAAAAAGGCACUUUUGCAAUUUGUUGACCAGCAUGUUGGAAAAUUAGGAUUAAAUGUGAAAGACAUCGAAUCUCAGUUUUCAGAUGGGGUUAUCUUACUUCUCCUAACUGGACAACUAGAGGGUUACUUUCUGAAUUUAAGGAAUUUCUUCCUGACUCCAGCCAGCACCAUGGAGAUGCUCCACAAUGUUAACCUGGCACUGGAGUUGCUAGCAGAGGGAGGCCUUCUGAAUUUUCCUGUGAACUCUGAAGAUAUUGUGAACGGAGAUACGAAGGCUAUAAUGCGAGUUCUGUAUUCCUUGUAUUCCAAAUACAGAACCAAGGAAGCAUGAAGAGCAAGGCCGAGAGCUUGAGAUGCCUUUUUUUUUUUUUUUUUUAGCAGACCAUGGUGUGGUUUUUGGAUUCCCAGCUCAGUCUGCCACUGCUUCUGGCCAUUCACUGGUGUUUGACACUUGCUAUGUUACCACUGUACAGCAAAUAUGUUGUUCAUGCAAGGUUUCACAUACAUAGCCUGAGCAACUGUAAUGUAUGUCCAGAGCUGGAGUAAUUCUAGGGCUGCAGCUCUUGUUCCAGAUCCUGCCUUCUGUAUUCUCUGAGCUCCCCCAGUGCUGCAAAGAAAUCAAAUGUGUGUUUAUUUUGGGCCCUGCAUCCUUUGUUCCUGAAGGUGACUUUGAAAGUUGUUGCAUCCUCCCCAUUUUCCUGCUUUGGGAAAUCAUUUGGGAAACCAGAGAGGAGAAAGACCCACCAGAGUGGGAGGGCUGAGACGCACCUGAAGUUCAAAACCUGCUUUAGAGAGGUGGCCAGUGCUCUCAGAUAGAAGGAUAUGAAUUGGAUGCCAAAUGAAUAGGUAGCAAAAUUGAAAUGUGGACUUACUGAGUGUUUUAUAAAUGUUUCAGUGCUCAUUUGCUCAAAUAUGGAAAAGGCACCUAGCACAAUAUGCUGGUGUGAGACUGUGCAGGAACAGGGGUUCUCCUGCACAGCUGUAGAAGGAUGCCCUUAUUUCCUUCCUAAGUCAGUGCCAAACCAUGUCCAGCUCCAAUUGAAGCCCUGACACCACCUCUGGCUAGCAGGGAUGCCAAUGCCUGUCCAGCAUGUUGUGAGAGGGAGUCACACAUCUGUACUUUUUCUGCAGUAAGAGGUGGGCAGAUGCUGGCUGAGCUCUGCAGCUGGUGGAGGUAGAGGCCACUAUGGGUGAGAACAGUGAAUUCAGCUUCCCAGCACCUCUGACACCUGAGUCAUCUCAAAUUUUUCAGGUUCUCCUAGGUGAAUUUGUCCAGCCUCCCAGCAGUUUCCUCUGGGUGCAUCAAGGUAGCCAUGAUUUAUUAACAAUCACCCUUUGUCUUCCUCGGGGGAUUUAAAUCAGAACUCCUUUCAAAACCUCCAUCUCCUCUCUCAACCUUAAAUUUAUGUCAUGUUGCAGAAAACUAGAAACAUAAUUAGAAAAAAAGAAAGCUUCAGUAUUUUUUUUCACUUCCAUCUAAUUGAAAUAAAUUUCCUGCCAUGGGUAACUCUGA
Messenger RNA from Taeniopygia guttata (zebra finch), 2366 nucleotides. RefSeq names its product parvin gamma (gene PARVG). Gene Ontology annotation, biological process: substrate adhesion-dependent cell spreading; establishment or maintenance of cell polarity regulating cell shape; cell projection assembly. Gene Ontology annotation, molecular function: actin binding. Lineage: Eukaryota; Metazoa; Chordata; Aves; Passeriformes; Estrildidae. The record is from RefSeq and is a predicted model, not a curated record. Gene Ontology annotation, cellular component: cytoplasm; focal adhesion; actin cytoskeleton.